Molecule: messenger RNA, 753 nt
Organism: Plasmodium gonderi
Lineage: Eukaryota; Apicomplexa; Aconoidasida; Haemosporida; Plasmodiidae
Product: orotate phosphoribosyltransferase
Exons: 1
Coding region: 1-753 (250 amino acids)
Biological process (GO): pyrimidine nucleotide biosynthetic process; 'de novo' pyrimidine nucleobase biosynthetic process; pyrimidine ribonucleoside biosynthetic process
Cellular component (GO): cytoplasm
Molecular function (GO): orotate phosphoribosyltransferase activity
Source: RefSeq, a predicted model, not a curated record
AUGGAGGAAAAGGGGAAAUCAAACUACCCAAGUGACAAAGAUUUACACAAAAAAUUUGUGCAGCUUCGAGAAAACAUCGAAUUGGAAAAGGAUGAUUCGAAGAAUCACUUAGUUAAAGAAAUGAAAAAAUUGUUAAUAUCAGUUCUGUUAAAAUAUAAUGCAAUAAAAUUUGGUGAUUUUAUUUUAAAAUCCAAAAGGAAAUCAAAAUAUUUCUUUUCAAGUGGUGUAUUAAACAAUAUCAUUUCAGGAAACAUCAUUUCCUUUUUAAUAUCCCAUUUAAUUUUAAAAGAAAAUAUUACUUUUGAUUAUUUAUUAGGAGCAUCUUACAAGGGUAUUCCAAUUGCAACUCUAACUAGCCACUUCUUAUUCCAGUCUAAUAAAUUUUCAAAUAUUUUUUACUUGUAUGAUAGAAAAGAAAAAAAAGAAUAUGGCGAUAAAAAUGUUAUUGUAGGAAACUUAGAUGAUAUAGUUAAUAACCAUGUGGAGAAUGGAAAACAAGACAAAGAAAAAAAAGUUAUAAUAAUUGACGAUGUAUUUACAUGUGGUACUGCUUUAACAGAAAUAAUAAAUAAAUUGAAAUCAUACCCAACCUUAAAAGUUGUAGCUGUCAUUGUUCUUCUCAACAGAAAUGAGUAUGAACUAAAUGAACACAAUCAUAAAAUUUAUUUUAAAGACAUGUUUGAACAGAAACUGAACAUCCCACUUCAUAGUAUUCUUAAUUAUAACGAGGACCUCCAGCAUCUCAUGCAGUAG